Molecule: messenger RNA, 785 nt
Organism: Zerene cesonia (dogface butterfly)
Lineage: Eukaryota; Metazoa; Arthropoda; Insecta; Lepidoptera; Pieridae
Gene: CPR92
Product: cuticle protein 19-like
Exons: 4
Coding region: 60-737 (225 amino acids)
Cellular component (GO): extracellular matrix
Source: RefSeq, a predicted model, not a curated record
AAAAACUACCUCAAAACCCUUAUCCUUACCAAUUGAGCACGGUUCAAUAAAGUAUCAACAUGUACUUCAAAGUAGCAAUCAUCAGCCUUCUGGUAGCAGUCUGCCAAGCCGGACUCAUCCAAGAAGGUCACUCCGCGGUGUCCUCCCAGAGCAUCGUGCGCCACGACCAGCCCACACAACAAGCAUAUGCCCCUAUCGUGGCUCAUGCCCCAGUGGUUGCCCACAACGCUCCCCUCAUUCACGCCUCUCCAAUUGUCCAACAUGUUGCCCACGCUGCCCCCAUCGCCAUUGCUCGUGAGCACAUCGAGGAACAAGCUCCAGCUCACUACGAAUUCUCCUAUUCUGUAGAAGACCCUCACACCGGAGACCACAAGUCCCAACACGAGAGCCGCGAAGGUGAUGUCGUGAGAGGAGAAUAUUCCCUGGUCCAGCCUGAUGGCGCUGUCAGAACUGUUGAAUACACCGCUGAUGCUCACAACGGUUUCAACGCCGUCGUACACAACUCAGCCCCAUCUGAACACGCUGCCGCUGCCCAGGCCAACGCUGCCCAAGCCCGCGCUGCCCCGAUCCACGCUGCCCCUGUCGUGCACGCUGCACCCGUCGUCCACGCUGCUCCUCUCGUCCACGCUGGCCCGCUAGUCCACGCUGCCCCACUCGUUCAUGCUCCCAUUGUCCAUGCUGCUCCUCUAGUCCAUGGCCAAAUCGUCCACUCCACACCCAUCCUCGCCCACCAUUAAUUUAUUACUUCUUUUCUUAGUCUAUGGUCAUAGAAAUAAACAAUAUUU